AUGCUUCGGGCACUGCUGCCCCCCCGCUGCCUGCGCCCCCCGCGCCCCCCGCCCCUGCCCCGCCGCCGCCUGGGGGGCUCCGGGGGCGGCGCGGGGAGGGGGUCCGGGCUGCCGCUGUGGCAGAGGGGGUUGGUGGUGGGGGCGGUGGGGGGGUGCGCGGGGGGGGCUUGGCUCUACCUGCGGGAGGAGAAGGGGAGGCGGGCGCGGGCGCGGCGGGAGGCGGCCCUGCGGGGGCUGGGGCUGGGACCCCCCCCGGAGCUGGAGCUGCAGGAUCACCGCGGGCGGCGCCGCCUUUGGGGCGAUUUCCGCGGGCUUUGGGUCCUGCUCUACUUCGGCUUCACCCACUGCCCCGACGUGUGCCCCGAGGAGCUGGGGAAGCUGAGCCAAGUCCUGCGGCUGCUGGAGGAGGAGGAGGGGGCGGGGGCCGGGUCCGAGCCCCCCCUCCUGCCCCUUUUCGUCACCCUGGACCCCCAGCGCGACGACGCGGGGGCGCUGGGACGGUUCCUGGGGGAUUUCCACCCCCGGAUGCUGGGGCUGACAGGGACUCCCCAGGCCGUGGCUGCCGCCGCGUCCGCCUUCAGGGUCUACAGCCGCCUGGGACCCCCCGACGAGGACGGGGACUACCUGGUGGAUCACAGCAUCCGCACCCACCUUCUGGGCCCCGACGGGACCCUCCUGGACUGCUACGGCCCCGCCGCCACCCCCGGGGACAUCGCCCGCAGCGUCCGCAGGCACAUGGAGAGCUACAGCCCCCCUGAGAAUCCCCCCUGAGGGCAGCUCCCCUCCCGGCCCCAAUAAACACCCCUGAGAGCCA
Calypte anna (Anna's hummingbird) is the source of this 814-nucleotide messenger RNA. It is a transcript of the gene SCO2, whose product is annotated as protein SCO2 homolog, mitochondrial. The record is from RefSeq and is a predicted model, not a curated record. Gene Ontology annotation, biological process: mitochondrial respiratory chain complex IV assembly. NCBI's taxonomy places the organism in Eukaryota, Metazoa, Chordata, Aves, Apodiformes, Trochilidae.